Molecule: messenger RNA, 2000 nt
Organism: Hylaeus volcanicus
Lineage: Eukaryota; Metazoa; Arthropoda; Insecta; Hymenoptera; Colletidae
Gene: PheRS-m
Product: probable phenylalanine--tRNA ligase, mitochondrial
Exons: 4
Coding region: 119-1444 (441 amino acids)
Biological process (GO): phenylalanyl-tRNA aminoacylation
Cellular component (GO): mitochondrion; cytoplasm
Molecular function (GO): ATP binding; phenylalanine-tRNA ligase activity; tRNA binding
Source: RefSeq, a predicted model, not a curated record
UCGGUGAACAAUUACAGUUUACAUUUUUACGAUGUUGAUAACGUACGGUGAUUAAACAGUACGAGAUAUCAGAAACAAACAUUUUGUUCAUCAUAAACAGUAUUUAUUACUCUGAAAUAUGUGGAUGAUAAUACCAAGAUGGUCCAGGUUUCAUGUAGCCUUUGGGCAUAAUAUAGUAAAAUCACCACUGUGUAAAACCUUCUCUAUAGCCUCAGAAGUUCAAAACUACAAUGAAAUCACAUUAUUGGGAAACAAGUAUACAACAGACCAGUGGACAAACGUCACUCCAAAUGUCCUUAACAAAUUAGAAAGGAACUUGCACAUUACCCCAUACCAUCCUUUAUCUUACAUACGUCAACGUAUUGUUAAUUAUUUUUACAAUCAAUUUCAUAACCGAAUUGGGAAUCCAAUAUUUAGCGUGUAUGAUAAUAUAUCCCCUAUAGUCACUGUUGCUCAAAAUUUUGACUCUCUUCUUGUACCAAUUGAUCAUCCAAGUAGAAAAAAAAAUGAUUGUUACUAUAUAAAUCAAGAUAUUUUGUUACGUGCCCAUACAACUGCCCAUCAAUCGGAACUAAUUUCUAUGGGAUUGAACAAUUUUCUUGUAAUUGGAGAUGUGUAUCGCAGAGAUGAAGUGGAUUCCAUGCAUUAUCCUGUUUUCCAUCAAGUAGAUGCUGUCAGAAUGUGUACAGUAGAUGAAGUAUUUCAAAAUACCAAUAGCUCUGAAGAAUUGAGGCUGUUUGAACACAGAGGUGUAGAGAGCAAUGACAAACAAGGUUGUCAUACUUUAGAGUCUGUAAAAAUAAUGGAACAUGAAUUGAAAAAUACUUUAAUAGGAUUAGCACAGGCACUUUUUGGCUCAGAAACCCAAACUAGAUGGGUUCAACAACAUUUUCCUUUCACCCAUCCAUCAUGGGAAUUAGAAGUCUACUACAGAAAUGAAUGGCUUGAAGUAUUGGGAUGUGGUAUCAUGCGUCAGGAAAUUCUACAAAAUUCAGGUGCAGGAGAUCGUAUUGGAUGGGCAUUUGGACUGGGAUUAGAAAGAUUAGCUAUGUGUUUAUAUAAUAUUCCUGAUAUCAGAUUAUUUUGGAGCCAAGAUUCUGGUUUCUUAAAUCAGUUUAAAGUUGAAGAUCCUAAUGCAGCAAUAGAAUACAAGCCUGUCAGUAUAUAUCCUCAGUGCAAAAACGACAUAAGUUUUUGGAUACCCGAAGGUGUUUCUUAUUCGUCUAACGAUUUUUACGAUUUAGUAAGGAAUAUUGGCGGUGACAGAAUAGAACAAAUUAUACUGAAAGAUGUGUUUCAUCACCCUAAACACAACAAAUUAUCGCAUUGUUAUACUAUAGUGUAUAGACAUAUGGAACGUACAUUAUCGAAACUAGAAGUAAAUAAUAUUCACCAACUAAUAUGCAAACACGCUAGUGAGAAAUUACAUGUUACGAUUAGAUAAAUUACAUUAAAUAACCUUAAGACAGAAACCAGUGUUUGCUGUUAUUUUCGAAACAAAGAAACGAAGUAAAAAAUGAAUCAGACAAAGGAAUAUAUUAUUUUAUUUGCGCAUAAAUUAAUUACAAAUGUGUCAAGUCAAAUAAUAUUUACCUAGAAAUAACUAUGUCAUCUAUAGUACAGUACAUUUCAACAUUAUAAGUAAUAACAAUUACAACUAUCUCUACAUGCUUAUAAUUUACGCACGAAUAUAAAAAUCAGUUUCCUUUUAUUAUAGUGUUGUGUAUUCACAGGAAGUAAAUUGCAGUGAAUAACAAUAUAUUUGAAAAUAAUGCUUAUACUUACAAUAUAAAACAAAUAUAUCGUCAAAGGAAAACGUUAGCAAAUAGAUCUCUCGGAACUUAAUUUAUAAAAAUAAAGAUUUAACCUCAAAUAUUUUCACAUAUUUAUUAAAUACACGAAGAAAACGUCAAAUAAAGCAUUAUAUGCUUUCGAAGCAUCCGUUUAUAAACUUAAUAUAAAAAAUACUGUAAAUCAGACGACCAAAUACAAAAGAUAAA